CUUGCUCAAAGGUGUGACCAGCCAAUUGCCGGGCACAUCACGGAUGAAGGACGUUUAUUUCGGUACAUUAAUUGGAAAAUUGGCCAAAUAUUCCCACGAAGUUAACGGAGAGGUGUACGCGGUAGACGAGAGUACCUUGUUUAUCAAAAACUUCAACUACGAUGGCCAGGGGCCGCAGACAUUUUUCUGGGCCGGAAAUAGUCAGACGCCCGAUGACAGCGGUUUCAUAAUACCCGAUGAAAAGGGAUCCACAAAAUCGCUAAACGCCUAUCAAAAUCAAAACAUCGUAUUACGAUUGCCUGAGGGUAAAACAUUGCGCGACAUUAACUGGCUAUCUGUCUGGUGCCGGGAGUUUAAGGUCAACUUCGGCGACAUAGCGAUCGACAAAAAUUUAGACAUACCGUCGCCGGUGGAGAUACCAGCCCUCAGCCGACUCGCCCACGACGUCCGCAGCGGUCCCAUCACUAUAGUAGACGCCCAGACAUUUCUAGUGCCCAAUUUCUAUUACGAUGGUCAGGGCCCCGCUGGUUACUGGUGGGCCACCAAGGGCCCACGACAGGCACCAACUGGCUUACGGCUGAAGGACGAAAACGGAUCGCCGGCGCCGUUGCGGCGAUACUCCGGCGAAACGGUAGUCAUAUCACUGCCGGACGACAAAACCAUCUAUGACUACGACUGGCUGGGCGUCUGGUGUGAGGAGUUCAACGUGGACUUCGGGCACAUCCGUAUACCACAGCACAUCCGAGUGCCGCCAUCGCCCAAAAUGUUGGGCAUUAAACCCGAGGUGAGUCACACCAACCGACGCACAGACAAGGAGAAGGCUAUCAUAGGUCUGGCGCCCCCACCGGUGCCGCAAAUCUCUACUGAGGCACCGGAAGUGGACAGUAGACGAGUGGUGAGGCCUACUAGACGUAUACCGUCGGCCCCGAAACGGGCCGCGAUUAUAUUAACAUUGUUCACUAAAAUCAAUCACAUUUUACAGACUAAACUUAAUUGCGAAGUAUUAUACGACGAGUUGGGUUACGAAAUACGUUGGGUUAUGGAUGGCGACGAUAUUGUUAUGCAAUUGGUUGGCAAAGUUGAGCCCAACGAAUACAUGUCAUUUGGUUUAAGUAAAGACGAUUCAAAGUCCGAGAUGAUAGGGUCGGAUGCGGUGGUGGCAUAUGUCGCACAGGGAGGCAAUGGCAAAGCGGUCGACUAUUUUCUGGCCAGUAAAGAACAGUGUGUGGGUAAUCGGGGCAGUUGUCCGGACAUUAAGCAAAAGGGGGCCACCGAUAGCGUAACACUAUUGCACGCGGCUGUGGUGAACGGAUUCAGCAUGGUCACUUUUAAACGGCCACAACUGGGCCUGGACGAACAGUACGAUCAGCACAUAUACAGCGACGGCCCGCAGGCUGUCAUGUGGGCUAUUGGGCCGCUGAACGAGCGCCAGGAGACCAGCUAUCAUAGGCUGCACAACACGGGCGAUAUGUUUAUAGACUUUGCCCGUACGCCAAAGUGGAACUGUCCCCUUCCCGACGAGACCAUUAAGUCUAUGAGACCCCCGGGAGCUGCGCCAGCCCCCGGACCCGAUAGCCAACAGGGCAGCAAACCCUCGGCCAGGCCUCAGCUCCGACCCCAAGCCGCCGGACCUGCCGAGAGUCAGCCCCAACCACAACCCCGUCCCCAGUAUCAGCCCAGACCCGCUCCCCCACCGCCCCCUCCCCAGCCUCAACCUCAACAGGUUCAGGCCGGUCCCCGACCUAACCCUAAUGCCUGGCGAGUGCCUCCCAUUGUAUGUCCGGCCGAUACCACACUGAGGGCACAAAUUGGCCCCACCGGCGGUACCAAAGGUUACCAGUCCAUUACCGGCAAAGUUGGCUGGGGUUUAGCAUGGUACAUUAACGGAUUGUUGAUACCGGAACUGACUUUGCAACGAGGCAAAACAUACACAUUCAUCGUGGAGGGCGGCAAUGAGCGAAACAACAGCGCCCGUCGGCACCCGCUAUACCUGUCCGACGAUCCGAACGGCGGUUUUGACCACAAGACGGACGCCGAGCGCCAAAACGAGCAAAUCUUCGGCGGCGUCGGUAUAACACCGGACGGCACUAUUCUGCCCACCAGUGAGGGGCGACUCUGCGAGUGGAAAGUCAACCUCCGGGACCCGCGCCGGCCCGACGACUACCCAAACUUUUUUGACUUUCAACGCUCACUAUCGCUGGACUGCGCUCAGGGCAAUUCGGGCGUACUCCGAUUCACCCCGGACAAUCAAACGCCCGAUCUGAUCUACUAUCACUGUUACACGCAUCGCAAUCUGGGUUGGAAAAUACACGUGGUCGACAAUUGCGAUCAGCAUCAGCUGUUUGGCCAGUCGUCGGUGCCCAAGGCGUCGGUACUCAAGCCCGACCCUAUGCUGCUUAAGGGCGGCCCCGGAGGGCAGGAUGUGAACGAAAAGUCCAGCCAGUCUGACGGUACAGUCUAUUUUCCCGAUAUGAAACGCAUCAGUCCGACCAAUGGUAGCAGACCUACCGGUGCUGGAGAGGGACCGAGACCUCAGGCCCCGCCACCGGUCUAUAAACCAUCGGUGCGCCCAUUGAUAGCCCUCCAGAAGCCUAAUUAUAAACAUAAUAAACAGCACGUGUCGCCCAAACCUGUUGUACCGCAGAUACCGCCGCCCAACGCACAGUACGUGCCCCUUAGUUUGCCCCCCAUAGCUGGCCAACCAUACCACGGACCCCCGCCCUACUUGUUCUCUUACCCGAGCCCUCAACAAGGAUUUGGUAACUUCCCUAUAGGUCCAAUAAAACCAUUUGAUCAGAUAUUCCGACCUCCACCCCCACAACAAUCGCCAGCCCACGUAUCGCCCGUCCAAUACAUGCCCAUCCCGUUGGACAGCGUACAGCAGCCCCAACAUCAUACGGGCGGAGGGGGCGGUACAGAUGCUCAGUCAUCGCCCAUAGACAAUCUGCACGCCGGUUUCGUACCCAUGCUCAUCAAAACGGCCAAUCAAUCCAUUGUGAAACACUUUGAGCACAAGUCUCAACACAACACCCCAUCCAGACAGGGCGUAUUGGCCCCUGGUGCAAUUAGCAACACCGGCCAAGGGUACGGCAAACGCACGAAACCAAUACAUCCUCAGCAACAACAACAACGUCAACCCCAACCACAACAUACCAGUCCCUCAUCGGCACAGCCCACCCAACCCUCUUCCUCCUACGCCUCCCCCUCCAGCCAACCGCAGCCGUCGCCCACAACUAUCCACAACACGGCUAUAGUGGUGGACGAGUCGCCGCUCAAGUCUGAACAAGAGGUCAGCCCUAAGACUACGGUAAUUGUGAGCCCAAUGGCCGGGCAGUUGACUAAAGAGCAGCUUAAGAACCGCACGGAUCACACCAUAUUGAAUGACGUGAUGCGACUCAUAGCCCAAAACGCACCGGCGAUCGCCCCCACCGUCAGCUACCGGUCCGUACGGCACGUGUCGGCCGCCCAGGAUAUUGAUGUGCUUAACUAUAGGGCCAAAAGGGACACACAGUAUAGUCAUUAUAACAAUGAUAGGCACGAUUAUCAUGGUAAUAAUGGUCAACAACAUAGGUAUAGGUCUCCGGCCAGCGAUGAUUGUCAUAGAGCUAAAGCCCUGUCCGUACUGUCCCUACUGUUUACGACAGUA
This is a messenger RNA of Medioppia subpectinata, 3646 nucleotides long. The record is from the annotation of a GenBank genome assembly. NCBI's taxonomy places the organism in Eukaryota, Metazoa, Arthropoda, Arachnida, Sarcoptiformes, Oppiidae.